Molecule: messenger RNA, 1272 nt
Organism: Microthlaspi erraticum
Lineage: Eukaryota; Viridiplantae; Streptophyta; Magnoliopsida; Brassicales; Brassicaceae
Source: the annotation of a GenBank genome assembly
AUGACUGCUCGUAAGAGAACUUCUUCAGUGACUAAUCCGGAAAAACCACCGGCAUCGGCGCGGACGGAGCAUAGGAAAACCGCUGUUCCCGGAGAAGAUUUCCGUCUCGCACCGCCGAAAUUGGGCGUGAUUCUCGUGAUCUCUUCGCUCCUGUGUUCGCUCUACCUCUACCUUCUCUGUUUCCAUUACAAUGUUGAUGAUGAGUUCAAGCGUCCGAUCCUCAUUAACGCUGGGCUUAGCUUGGUUGGGUUCUUCGUUACGCUCAAAUUGAUUCCUGUGGCUGCUAGAUAUGUUCUGAGGCGUAACAUGUUUGGAUUCGAUAUCAACAAAAGAGGCACUCCUCAAGGAGAUGUUAAAGUGCCCGAGUCAUUGGGAAUUGCUGUUGGUAUAGUCUUCUUGAUUGUUGCUAUACUAUUUCAGUUUUUCAAUUUCACGGAAGAUUCAUUGUGGCUUGUGGAGUACAAUGCAGCAUUGGCAUCUAUUUGCUUCAUGAUUUUGCUUGGAUUUGUAGAUGACGUCCUUGAUGUGCCCUGGAGAGUGAAACUUCUCCUGCCAUCUUUUGCAACCCUUCCACUGCUGAUGGCUUAUGCCGGACAUACAACUAUCGUUAUACCAAAACCUCUAGUUUCGUAUGUUGGCUUGGAAAUUCUUGAUCUAGGACGGAUAUAUAAGUUAUAUAUGGCGCUACUGGCUGUCUUCUGCACAAACUCUAUAAACAUUCACGCUGGUCUAAAUGGCCUUGAAAUCGGUCAAACAGUUGUUAUUGCAGCUGCUAUCCUGAUACACAACGUUAUGCAAAUCGGAGCAUCUGUUGACAUCGAGUUUCGUCAAGCUCAUGCCUUCUCUAUUUAUCUUACUCAGCCAUUGAUGGCAACAUCCUUGGCAAUGCUUGCUUACAAUUGGUACCCAUCUGCAGUUUUUGUUGGAGACACUUACACAGUCUUUGCAGGAAUGACUAUGGCAGUAGCUGGCAUUCUGGGCCACUUCAGUGAGACCCUCCUGAUAUUUUUUCUUCCUCAAGUGUUGAACUUUCUAUUGUCGCUUCCGCAGCUUGCUGGGAUUGUGAAAUGUCCAAGGCAUCGCCUCCCAAAGUUUGAUCCUGCCACGGGAUUAUUAACGGGAACAAAAGAUGGGACGCUCGUGAACGUCUACUUGAGGAUUUUUGGUAGCAAAUCAGAGAAGUCUCUUUGUAUUCAUCUUCUUGUUUUCCAGGCACUAGCUUGCGCCUUGUGUUUCCUGCUUAGGCAUUUUCUUGCUGGUUGGUACAAAUGA